AUGUCGAGAAGCUCCAUAUCAAGGGCUCCAUCCAGAGUCCCUUCUUUGGUGCCCGAAACGUCUUUGGCAAAUUCCCGGGUUUCCGAUCUAUCUCUUUCGAGAACUGCUACAUCGGCCUCCACCACUUCGAUAUCGUCCCAUUAUAGUACAUUGGACUCUCAUUGGCUUCCCAACACCGUGGUUGUGAAUCAGUCGCGUAUGAAGAUCUCUCUGACUUUGACUCCGAAAGAAAUUGAUCUCCUGAAGUCCUCUUGGAGCAAAGUCAUCAGCUCGUCAUCAACGGGAUCAGACACCCCAAGGGUAAAUACUCCAUCUAUUCCUUCGGCCACCGGGUCUCUACGCGGAACUCCCCAAAAACAGAGUCGCUCAAUCAACAUUGGAACGACGAACUCAGGAUCCUCGUUCGCGUCAUCGCUGUUUUGUAUUCAGCUAUAUGAAAACUUUAUCACUCGUGAUCCUAUGAUUGAGAAACUGAUUCCAUCAAUUAAACACCAGGCAUCCGCUUUUGCAGGUGUGAUAAAUGUUGCCAUGUCAACAUUGGAUGAUCUCAGCAGAAUGAACGAGUCUUUGGAAAGUCUUGGAAGAUUGCACUCAAGAAUCUUGGGAAUUGAGCCGGAAUAUUUCCAAACGAUGGGCGAAGUUCUAAUCAAAACUUUUCGAGACAGAUUUUGCAACGACGUGGAUGAUGGGUUCUCACUCGAAACAGAAGAGGCCUGGAUCAAACUGUACUGUUUCCUUGCGAACUCCAUUAUUCAAGGAGGAAUCGAUCCCGUUAUCACUUAUGAGACAAGCAAAGGCGAACGAAGUUCCGUUGGCUCUCCUAAAAUCAACAAGAAACAGAGUAUUACGAGUUUGGAGUCAUUUUCGGGAUCCACACUGGCGUCCAGUUCCAUACCAUCGCCCAAGAAAUCUCAAAGUAUAUCCAAACCAUCUUAUUUGAAUGUCACGAAAAGAAAGCUGCAGAAACCAGCCAAUUUGAAGACAGGAGCCAAAUCUUCUGCAGAUUGCAUCAUCAUGUGA
Messenger RNA from Ogataea angusta, 1020 nucleotides. RefSeq lists its product as uncharacterized. Gene Ontology annotation, cellular component: intracellular anatomical structure. Gene Ontology annotation, molecular function: FAD binding; oxygen binding; heme binding. The transcript has a single exon. The coding region runs from base 1 to 1020 and encodes 339 amino acids. Lineage: Eukaryota; Fungi; Ascomycota; Pichiomycetes; Pichiales; Pichiaceae. Gene Ontology annotation, biological process: nitric oxide catabolic process; cellular response to nitrosative stress. The record is from RefSeq and is a predicted model, not a curated record.